Frankliniella occidentalis (western flower thrips) is the source of this 1410-nucleotide messenger RNA. RefSeq names its product protein roadkill-like. Bases 272 to 1234 code for a protein of 320 amino acids. The record is from RefSeq and is a predicted model, not a curated record. The transcript is spliced from 4 exons. Gene Ontology annotation, molecular function: ubiquitin protein ligase binding. Gene Ontology annotation, biological process: regulation of proteolysis; proteasome-mediated ubiquitin-dependent protein catabolic process. Lineage: Eukaryota; Metazoa; Arthropoda; Insecta; Thysanoptera; Thripidae. Gene Ontology annotation, cellular component: nucleus; cytoplasm.
GUGUGACCGCCAGCCGCCUGCGCCAGCGCAUGGAAAGUGCUUUCGCAACCAUACUUGCCCUCUGCCUGCUGACUGGGCACCCGUCGCAUCCUCACUCACUCACUGUACCGUGACUCCAGCUACAAGAGCAGCUACUGGGGCGCGACGCAACGUAAUCCAUUCCGUUGGGUUUAUUGGAUUAUCACUGCAGCACACCUAGGCCCAAUUCAUCAACUGAACCAUUCAAUCUACCUGCUGACGCACCCCGUGUGCUCUACGGUACCAUUGCGACAUGGCCUUAUCAACUACCAAUGUGGAUUUCUCAAUCCCGAUCCCGGCUCCCGGAUCCAAAUAUCAUCUGGAUUCGCCCGACUCAAAAUGGACAUGGUCAUUAGAAAUACCGCAAAUCUCUGGAAGUUCUUCGUCUUGGUUCUCAGCAGACUUGUUCCUAACUGUUCGUGACAAAACCUGUCCUGCAUCAAAGAGGCUAGUUACAUGGGGAGGCGCUAUUGUAGCAGGCAAACUAAUUGGUAAAGGAGAGCUUGAAUUGUCCAAGCGAUUUCUACAAACACCUUACAAACUUGCGAACCUACAAUGGUAUCAUCACACCAUGGGUAUUAGAUUCUCCGGUAAACUGGAAGUACUGUAUGAGAUGUCAGCGCCGAUACCAUCAGAAAAGCCAAACCUCAUCGCAGCUGGUGGUACUCAUGGUACUGCCUCUCUCUCGAAGAGUCUGGGUUCACUCCUGGACUCUGGCUUACUGUCUGAUGUGAAGCUGUGUACUGAGGGGCAGGAGGUUCUAGCUCACCGCAGCAUCCUGGCUGCCCGCAGUGAGUUUUUUAAAACAAAGUUCAAGCCUGAGUGGGAUGGACACACUGUCGACGUUGAUGUGGAACUCCCCGUCCUCAAGGAGAUGCUCAGGUAUAUCUACACAGGAAGUCUUGGAGAUAAUGUUGACAUGGUCAAGCUUCUCGUAGCUGCUGAUAUGUACUUGGUCUCUGACUUGUGCGAUGAGGUAUCAGAACGGCUUAAGCAUUAUUUGUCAUCUAACAUCAAGAGCGCUAUAUCAGUCUGCUGCGACUUGUUAAAAACUAGUGCGACUCUGAACUGCCCAACCCUCUGGAAAGUUGUACUUCGUUACCUGAAAUUGCAUCGUGAUCAGGUGCUGAAGUCUAGAGAGUGGAUGGAUUUCCAGACGACCAACCGCCAGACAGCAGGCGAAGCUAUGCUUGACAUGUACAACCUCCUUGACUAGUAAUCUUUGAAAAGGAUGAGUUAACUUAAACUACCACCUGUGUCAGAAGUUUAUUUUUUUAAUCUUUAGUUAUCACUCUAUUAUCUUUGAAACGGAUAUAUUACUUAAACUACCACCUAAGAGAAGUUAUUUUUUUUUCUUUAUUAAUCAAUAUAUUUGUCGAAUUGACUGAUUUU